This is a messenger RNA of Penicillium chermesinum, 1677 nucleotides long. RefSeq lists its product as uncharacterized. NCBI's taxonomy places the organism in Eukaryota, Fungi, Ascomycota, Eurotiomycetes, Eurotiales, Aspergillaceae. The record is from RefSeq and is a predicted model, not a curated record. Gene Ontology annotation, biological process: transmembrane transport; phosphorylation; phosphorelay signal transduction system. The coding region runs from base 1 to 1677 and encodes 558 amino acids. The transcript is spliced from 6 exons. Gene Ontology annotation, molecular function: transmembrane transporter activity; transferase activity, transferring phosphorus-containing groups.
AUGGGGUUCAAGGACUUUCUUAAGAACCGCUCCGGUCUUCGCGUGGAUAAUCGCAAGACUACCUCAGCUGCAACGCUAACUUUGCGCCAGAGUUUAUGGCCGCUGAGCUUGGUGACGAUCCUGUUCUUUCUAUGGGGCUUCGCCUACGGCCUUCUCGAUACGCUCAACAAGCAUUUCCAGAACACAUUGCAUAUUGAUCGAGGACGCUCGGCUGGGCUCCAGGCAGCCUACUUUGGGGCCUACCCGCUCGCCUCCCUGGGCUACGCCAACUGGAUCCUGCGUCACUACGGCUACAAGACUGUCUUCAUCUUCGGCCUGGCCCUGUAUGGCAUCGGUGCACUUUGCAUGUGGCCCGCUGGCCUGAACCAGUCCUUUGGCGGCUUCUGCGGCGCAACAUUUGUGAUCGGAUCUGGGCUGGGCUCUCUUGAGACAGCCGCGAAUCCAUACUUAACCGUCUGCGGCCCACCCCGCUACUCCGAGAUCCGAAUCAACUUCGCCCAAGCCUUCAACGCCAUCGGCACGGUUGUCGGGCCCGUGCUUGGUUCCUACGCCUUCUUCACUGAGACAGCAGACGAUGUCUCCGCCCUCCAGCGUGUCCAGUGGGUCUACCUCGCCAUCGGCGUCUUCGUCUUCUGUCUCGCGGCCGUGUUCUUCGUCUCGAAUAUCCCCGAGGUCACAGACGAGGAUAUGGCCUUCCAGGUCUCGACAACGCAUGUCGAGGAGCAGGAUCGCCCGUUCUGGAAACAGUACAAGCUUUUCCAUGCCACGCUGGCUCAGUUUACGUAUACCGGGGCCCAGGUGGCUAUCGCGGGCUACUUCAUCAACUAUGCCGUCGAUACCUGGCCCGGUACCGACAGCGCGAAGGGCGCGAAGCUGCUCGCUGGCGCACAGGGCGCGUUCGCCGUGGGCAGAUUCCUUGGCUCGGGGCUGAUGAAGUAUACGCGGGCGCGGUACAUCUUCCUGGCUUAUAUCUCCUGCUGCGUAGCUUUCCUCGCGGCGGCCAUCACGCAGCGCGAGCAGCGUGGUAUAGAGAAUACCAAUCCUCAGUCAUACACUGUUACAAUCGAGGUCAUCGACUCGGGGAUUGGUGUGCCAGAGGAUGCAGCUGCCACACUGUUCAACCCUUUUAGUCGAUUUGCCGAUUCUGCGACAAGGCGAUACCAGGGAACGGGUCUCGGCGUAUCUAUUUGCAAAAGCCUCGCAGAGCUUAUGAACGGCACUAUCGGCUUUCAUGCGAACCCUGACGGACCCGGUAGCGUAUUCUGGAUGUCAACCAAGAUGCGACGCCUUGACUCCGCGAUAGCGCCGCAGGCGAGACGUAUCUCGAUACCGGCGGCACCCACACCACCAUUCGAUGCGACUGACCUUCUUAAGAAGCUUGCCCCGCAGAAACAAGUUCUUCUUGUCGAGGACAACAAAGUGAACCAAACCAUCAUGCUCAAGCUGCUGGCCAGUUUGGGUUUCCAGCGAGUAGAUGCUGCGUGGGAUGGCGCUGAAGCCGUCCGCAUGGUGAAGCAGAAGCCCCUGGCGUACCAUGUCAUUCUGAUGGAUAUCAAUAUGCCCGUGAUGAAUGGGAUUACCGCGACGGAACAUAUACGAGCGAUGAAUCUCAAUGUCCCGAUCAUUGCCCUGACCGGCAAUGCUCUGAAGGGCGAUGCGGAGAACAUACUUGGCUAA